UAAUAAAUGUCUCAGAUCUACUGUCUGCAGGGUAGCACCUCCUCCUACUGGUUUGUCUAAUUGGAACAAAAUAGAGGAGACCUACAUAAAUGCCAAGUCUUGGCUGUGGCUUUCUUUCAGUGAGUUCUGUAAACAAUAACCUAGAGGUUUUAUGGAGGUUUUGUGAAAUUUGCCCUAGUUAUGCAAUGCUGGCAAACCCACAGUAAGGCAGAGUCAAUUAUUGGGCUGAUUUAUAAAAUUGUAGGCUGUCCAGACUGUGAUAUUCAUCUGUUUGGCAGGCAAUACUCAUGCAACCCUUAUAGAGGAUCUAUUAUUCUCCAUACAAAGCAGAUGACUUGCUGUAGCUACAAAUACUCACACUUUCUGGACGUUCAUACCUGUUUUGCGUAACGAAGUCUUUUUUAUUAUUAUUAUGUUAUGUUGCAGCACAUAACCUACACGUAAAACUAAAACAUUUUCUUGUCCACGGCAAAGCUGUUCUUUCUUGGCAAAGCGGCUGACAGCCCCUCAGCAACAGCUAGAGGCAUGCAAAGUAGUCUUGCACUUCCUUUUACCAUAUAUAGCUCAUACCGGCGCGCACAAGAGCAGACGGAACCGUCUCGGAGAAAUUAAACCGUUUUCCUGUCAUCAGAUGAGGACAAAUUAACGUUUAUUGCUUAGUUUACAUCUCCCGUCUUAAAGGGAUAUACCACCAACCAGUUGCGUAGAUUUCGAUGGGCGAAGAAAAGUCUGAGACGCACAGAAACAGUCGCCGGCGCAUCGCACAACAGUGAAUGAGAAAUCCACAGAUAGUGAACGAGCAUGUCGACACUGCUGGAUCUGAAGAGCAGUGUGCUGAGGCAGGUGCAGAGGAGCCAGUCCCUGAGGACCAGGAGGGAGCCACCGGCCGGCACCAGCGCUGGAGGGAGUCCCCCGCCGCUCGCCCGCCGCUCUGGCACCAUAGUACACAGGGUUGCCAGGGGAAACGGGGAGUUCUUUGACCGCAUGAAUAAAAUCCUCCAGAAACAGGAUAGUCUGCUGUCUGCCGGCCAAACUGAGGUCAUGCCACAACAUUUCAUUUGGCUAAAGGAGGAGAGCAGCUGUGCUCCUCCACCCCCGGAGUGCAAAGACCAGCCUUUUGUUCCAGAGAGAUCCACCAGAGAUGAGCUGGAUUUGUUGUACGAGGAGGCGAUCUACACUGUGGUCAAUCGUGUUGGGGUACCAUCGCCAGAAUAUGUUACCAACGAAGGGGACAUUUUCAACUACCUGCAGAAGGUCUUUGAUAUGGGUCAAGAGGAGCAUGACAUCAUCCUUCAGAGAGUCAGAGAAUCCAAGAAAGCCAGCUUUUCUCUCAGGGUCUCUGUAAUGAAAGGCAAGAAUCUCAUGGCGAAAGAUGCCAAUGGCUACAGUGACCCCUACUGCAUGCUGGGAAUCCUCUUGGGACAGUCGCCCAAAGACACUGAGGAGAAGAAAGAGAGGAAGUUCAGUUUUCGCAAGAGACGGGAAAAAUUAGAGAAGCGCUCCAGUGUUAAGGAAGUGCUGGCGGGCCGAGAUAUCCAGGUGACCGAAGUCAAACCAGAGACUCUUAACCCAGUGUGGAAUGAACACUUUGUUUUUGACAUUGAUGAUGUUCACAAUGACCUGCUCCAUCUGGACAUAUGGGAUCACGAUGACGAUGUUUCUGUUGCGGAAGCCUGUAAGAAGCUGAAUGAAAUCAGUGGAUUCAGAGGAAUGGGCAGAUAUUUCAAGCAAAUUGCCAAAUCCGUGAGGUCUAAUGGGGCUACUGCAUCGGGAAGCGAGGAGAAUGCUGAUGACUUCCUGGGUUGCAUCAACAUCCCGUUGAAUGAGAUCCCAGUCGUUGGUUAUGAUAAAUGGUUUAAGCUGGAGCCCAGAUCCAGUGCCUCUAAAGUUCAAGGAGAAUGUCACCUGAUUCUUCGCCUCUUUACCACUCAGAGAGACACAGCCUUGAGUAAAAUGGCCUCCAAUGUGACCAUUCACAAGAAGAUGUUGAGCCAGAUUCACUAUGAACAUAAUCAAAUUCAGAAAGAGCCUUAUAACUGGAAUGGACAAGUGUGUGCGGCUGCAUGGACUGUGCUGUCCCAUCAUGCAGUGCAGGCCGACCUCUCCCCUCUGCAGCAGGCCAUCAUCCGUUGGCAGUGUUACAGCAGCCAUCACCGCUAUCAGAGGAUGAGCUACGCUCUGCUCCUCAGGCUGCUGAAAACCGUGGAGGCAGAGUGGGAGGAUACUGCUGUGAACAGGGAGCUGGAGGGUCUCUUGGCAGAGAGCUUCAGACUUUACUGUGAUUACUGCCUGUCUCAAAUGAAGAGUAUGCGUCAAGUAUUCCCCUGCAACAACUCUGCUGCCAUCAUACGCUGUGAGCUUAUGCUGAGGAGCAUUGGUCACAUGCAGUCAAUGGCAGCCUUUAGAGCCGUGUGUUCAAACCGCAGCGAACUGCACUUGGAAAUAGCAACAGUUAUAAAGAAAGGUACAGUUGAGUGGUAUGAAGGAAUAAUAUCAAACAUCAAACCAGAUGAAGGCAUUCUAGAGGAGCAGCUGAGGCGUUUGGUUAUGGUGGUGGAUGCAGUAUGUGUUGAUGUGCAGAGAGGACAAAAUGUCUACAACAAGCUUUAUUACAGCUCUGUGAAGGUUGACUUCUUCAGCAUCUCCUACCGGCAGUUAGAGAAGCUUGUGGCAGAUGACGUGAAUGUGGCAAUGGAGCGAGUGUGUGGGAACCUGGAGCAGGAGAGUUCACGACUCACCCAAACCAUGGGAGAGACCCUUUUUGAGCUCUAUAUGUCUCUGAAGUCCCUCAAGCGCUUCAGGGAGUUUCUGCCUCUUAAAGACACUAAGAUGUUGGCUCUAACUGGAUUUCACAACUGGUUCAAGACCUCUAUUCAUAAAUGGCUGCAUAUUGUACAUGAAAGAUCCACUGACAGGAUCCGCAAAGCUGUGGAAAUGGAUCAGCUGGAGCCGAUCCAGAGUCAGACCAAACACAGCUCCUCGGCGGUGGACGUUACGACAUGCUUCAGCCAGGUGCGGGAGUUCUGGGCCCAGCUGGCGUGGCCUGAUUCAGCGGGAGCCUUCAUUUUCAUCACACGCCUGACGGACAAUUUCUGCAGCGAGGUGGUGUGUUACGCCGAGCUGAUAAAGCGCAAGAUUGAGAGGGGCCAGCUGGGACAAGACCACAAGAGUUUCAUCGUGCAGGUUUGUGUCGCUCUGAAUAGCACGGAGCAUGUGCGCGUGUACCUGGGGGGUCUGCCGCGGGACCUGGACUGGCGGGGGGUCGAACAGGCCAUGGAGGAGUCGUGCGGCUUGGAAGGGAAGGAGCAGGUCAACAAGUCCCUCAAUGGGCAGCUCUACAACGCUGAUAUCGACCUGCAGAGGGAGGCCAAACGCCUAAUCACACACCUUACUGAUAGGAUGCUUCCUGAACUCAGAAAAUGUAUUCAACACAUCAGCCUGUCUCCAGACUCCAUUAACACUGAUGAGGCUGUGGCUCCUCUGAUGAAGUACCUAGAUGACACUCUAGUCAUCCUCAAUGAGUCACUGGUUAAAGAGAAUCUAACAAGGGUUCUGCAGAGUCUGUGGGAGCUGCUCCUGCGGAUGAUCCUGGACACUGUGGGGGAAAACAGGGGCGUCCAGGUGGAAUUCUACACACGGUUCCAGUACACCGUAGAGACACUGGUGCAGUUCUUCCACGCUGAUGGAGAAGGACUGCUCUUAGAAGACCUUAAGAGUGGAGAUUAUAAGGCCCUGGACGAGGAGCUGCGUCUGAACAAAUGCUCCUCCUUUGAGCUGAUCGAACAGUAUUUCCUGGAGAAAAUCUCCCAGCAGAGAAUCUUAAAGCACAGUCGUUUUGGUCGUAUCAGUGUGAAGUGUUACUAUGAUGCACCUGAGCAAAGACUUACUGUGGAGAUACUGCAUGCAGCUGACCUCAUUGCCCUGGAUGCUAACGGCCUCAGCGACCCAUUUGUCAUCGUGGAGCUGUGUCCUCACCAUCUGUUCCCCACGGCUCGGAGUCAGCGCACCCAAGUGAAGCUCAAAACCCUGCAUCCGGUUUUUGAUGAGCUUUUUUACUUCCAUGUCAGCCCUGAGCAGUACAGGCACAGGUGUGCCUGUCUGACCUUCACUGUGAUGGACUAUGAUUGGUUGUCCACUAAUGAUUUCGCUGGCGAGGCUGUUGCCCCACUGAGUGACUUCUGCUGGCCGGGCAGGCCAAGUGCCACACCUGCUGGAAAGACCCUUCAACCGGUUAUCCUGCAUUUGUCCCGCCAAAAACCAAGCGAGAAGCCCAUCAUGAAGAUGCUGGAGGCUAGAACAGGAGACAGAGAGGCUCAAGAGUUUGUGCGAAAGCUGAAAGAGAUCGAGAAGUCAAUGGAGGAAGAGUAAUGUGUCCCCUGUAGUGCACGUAUUUCUGAUGGUGGUCUUUUUUACCUGUUGUACUGUUUACUCUUUAAAUGCAAACUCUUUUAAAUGUAUUUUUCACUGUUGUCCAGAAAAAAAAAAAGGUAAGAUCAUGUUUAAAGAUCAGUAUUUUAUCACUGUUCAGCACUUAAUGUGUGCUGUGUUUUGAUGUUGAAGCCCUCUGCUUAUUGUUCAUAGGAUUGUAUGAAUUUAGUAGUAGAAGGGUCUAUUUUGAAAGAAACAUUUGAAUUCAAACGCUUAUCUGAGCUUUAGAUUAUGACUUGAACUCAGAGAACUUGAACUUUGAAAUAAAGACGAAUGUUUACUUGAGGAUUUUCAACAAACACUAUAAAAGUAACAGAAUUUCAAUACAUGCAGCAGUUUUGCAAGGCCACGUACACACUGCAGAUAAAUACGGUUUACUGCAAAAAAAAAAAAAAAUCCUUUUCUUGAUCAGUAUUUUUGCCUUGUUUUCAAGUCAAAAUAUCUAAACAUUCUUUUAGAGAUUUGUUUUCAUACAAUAUAUCUCAAAUUAAAGAUAUUUUUCUGAUGUCUGAGGAGUAAAAAAAUACAUAUACAGGAAAAACCAUUUGCAAGGAACUUGCAAGAAACUAUCAAUUCAUUAACUUUUUUGUUCGCUUUAGGAAUAGUAUAUGAAAUAUUUUGUUGCUUUUUUUGUGUGUAAAAUGUUUUUUUUUUCUUUUCUUUUUUUCAGGUUUAUGCUGUCUAGCAUUCAAAAUUUUGGGGUUAGUAAUUUUUUUUUUCUUUUUUUUUUUUUGAAGUCUCUUAUGCUCACCGAGGCUUUAUUUAAUAUAAUUAAAAAUAUAUAUUUUAUUUAUUUUCAAAUGCAAUUUAUUCUUGUUUUGGCAAAACUGAAUUUUCAGCAUCAUUACUCCAGUCUUUAGUGUAACAUGAUCCUUCAGAAAUCAUCUUAAUAUGCUGAUUUGCUGCUCAAGAAACAUUUCUUAAUAUUACAAAUGUUGAACGCAGUUGUUCUACUUAAUAUCUUUGUAGAAUUUGUGAUAAAUUUUUAUUUUCAUGAUGAAUACAAAGUAAAAACAAAAAUAAUUGUUUGUAACAUUAUAAAUGACAUUUACUGCCACUUCAAUUUAAUGCAUCCUUGCUAGAUAAAAGUAAUAAUUUAUUUAAAAAUCUUACUGAUCCCAACCAACUGCUAACGUUUCUUUAAAAAUAGCUAACACUAAACUGAGUGUCUCAAACAAGACAGUUUCACGCAGCUCCUCUUGUUUAUCUUUGCACCAAGCCCAUAAAUCAAAUGUCAUUUUCAAAUGGCCUUUAAUAUUUCCCCAGAAAAUUUGACAUGGAGAAUGUUGGCAUCUUUGUUUUUUUACAGCCAAACCGUUGCUAUGGUUAUCACCACGUCAACCAUCGCAAAAGUGACUCCUGUAUUCCACACACACAGAAGGGAUUCACUGCCGCAUUUAAAUGCAGUCGUCACUCCCUAAACUUUGUAGUGUGUACGUGGCCUACGUGUAGCAUGAAAGGCAACAGAAUGAUGAUGACUUUUUCAUGUAAUCAUACAGCAGCGCCGAUAUGAUAAUGUUUACCUUAUUACUGAUCGAAAGUGUUCUCUGUCCGCUCUUAUCAAGGAAAAUACUUUCAGAAAAGUCCUUUAUCUUAAACUGUGAAUGUUCAGUAUUUGUCCUUGAAUCCCACUGGAUUGUGUUGAGAUUUUAUCGUAGCAUUUCUGUAAGAUGUUGUCUUUCCUAAAGAAUGUAUUUGUUUAUGCCAAGUGGUUUAUCAAUUUACGGGUUUAAUGUUCAGAUGGUUCUCUUUUCUUGUAUUUUCUCUGCAAAAUGACUUGUUUUUAUUGCCAGUAAAUGAUUAGGGUAAAAAAAAAAAUAGGACUUUUUCACAUCGCAAAAGCUUUUCACCACUACGUUUUGAAUGUCUGGCCACUUUUGUGACUGAAGCAGUACAGUAUGGGGGUUCAUUGGAUAUAUGAACCAUUCUAUCUCGUUCUUUCCCAUCUGUACAUUACCAGUAGCUCUCAGCAGGCCACUUCCUGUUCAGCUAUUAUAACUUCAGCCUGUUACUUUUAGUCACCAGCAUCUCUCUUCUUCUGACCUUCACACUUAUCAUGUGCUAUUCACCUCCUGGUGAGUGAAAACCACCAGAAAUGAGCCACUCGCAAACAAAUGAAGGCCAAAACCUGCUGAAACAUACCGCAGCACACAGCAACACUGAUAUUACUGCUCCACUUGAAACAUGCUCAAGAAUGUGAUACUGUCAGCAACUCUCUGUCUCCUUUGUGACUCCAGUAAUGGUGUAGAUGGUGUGUGUGCAUGCACGUGUGUGGCUGCGUGCACUUUGAAUUCAAUAAACAGAUGAUAACGAUUAGAAAGAGACGUGUUUAUGCUGAAAACGUUCAAACAGCCUUCAUUUGAACAGAGUCAUUGUGUGAUCAUUAUGGGUAUUUUUGGCAGUUUUUGUGCACAUGGUGUUGUGGUGGCCUUCAGGAUCUCAUCUUCUCCCACCAGCAGAGACGUCUUCAGCCUCAUUAUCACCGCAUGCUUUCAAACCCACACUGCAACUGAGCCUCACAAUUCUGCAGUUAUUCCAGGUAUUUGAUAAGAAUUGCAGAAAUGCAGAAUUUUACCAAUUUAAAAAAAUAGCAUGCAAAAUAACAGACUGUUUUUGUAAAAUAGCUGGAAGGUAAAUGAAACCGGAAGCUCUAGUAAUAUGACUGCGCCUGCUCUCAAGUUACAAAUAAGGUGGUAGCCUACACAUUUCAAAUUUGGUGUCGAUUACGUUUUAUUAAACAAAAUGUUUGAACACACUGCAGUACAACACUCUCAACAGGGCUCUCAAGAUAUAGCAGGGGUGUCAAACUCAGUUCCUGGAGGGCCGGAGCCCUGCAGGGUUUAGAUGCAACCCUAAUUAAACACACCUGAUCCAGCUAAUCAUGUCAUUUAGGCUUAUUUGAAAUCUAGAUGGUUUGUGUG
Onychostoma macrolepis is the source of this 7349-nucleotide messenger RNA. It is a transcript of the gene baiap3, whose product is annotated as BAI1 associated protein 3. The record is from RefSeq and is a predicted model, not a curated record. Lineage: Eukaryota; Metazoa; Chordata; Actinopteri; Cypriniformes; Cyprinidae.